AUGUCUGCUGCCACUGCAUUUAGACGCAAUUUUUCCCACUCCUCUGCCGCGCUCGCGUCCAAGACAUUGAAGAUUGGUCUUAUUCCGGGCGAUGGUAUUGGAAGAGAGGUGAUUCCAGCCGGUAAAGCUGUGCUUGAGAACCUUCCUUCAAAGUUCGAAUUAAAGUUUGAUUUCGUCAAUUUGGAAGCUGGAUUCGAGCUUUUCAAGAAGACUGGAACGGCAUUGCCCGACAGAACCGUUGAGGUUUUACAGAAGGAAUGUGAUGGUGCUUUGUUUGGUGCUGUUUCUUCACCUUCCGUCAAGGUCGAAGGUUACUCUUCUCCAAUUGUUGCUUUGAGAAAGAAGAUGGGAUUGUAUGCCAAUGUUCGUCCUGUCAAGUCCGUGGAGGGCAUUGACAGACCAGUUGAUAUGGUUAUUGUCAGAGAAAAUACCGAAGAUUUGUAUGUCAAGGAAGAGAAGACAUACAAGAAAGAAGACGGUUUCCAAGGUAGCUGA
This is a messenger RNA of Meyerozyma guilliermondii ATCC 6260, 495 nucleotides long. RefSeq lists its product as uncharacterized. The coding region runs from base 1 to 495 and encodes 164 amino acids. Lineage: Eukaryota; Fungi; Ascomycota; Pichiomycetes; Serinales; Debaryomycetaceae. The transcript has a single exon. The record is from RefSeq and is a predicted model, not a curated record.